This is a messenger RNA of Capsaspora owczarzaki ATCC 30864, 1321 nucleotides long. RefSeq lists its product as hypothetical. The record is from RefSeq and is a predicted model, not a curated record. Lineage: Eukaryota; Filasterea; Ministeriida; Capsasporidae. The transcript has 3 exons. The coding region runs from base 169 to 930 and encodes 253 amino acids.
CACUUCCCACGCAACCACCACGAAGCAAAGGAAAGGGUUUGGGGAAGCGCCACUCUUGAUUUCUGUCGAGAUUCUCGUUUUUAUUGUUCGUUGCCUUCGUUCCUUCGUGACAACGAGCCUUUGCAUUCGUGGCUUGGACACUCGUACAAGGAGACGCCGUUCUCGUGAAUGCCCCUCACCGCGCUUCCAUUGAUCGGUGUUGAACGCGUUGAGCAAACUGCUCGAUUCGCAUCGACCGCGGAUGGUCGUCUGUCGCUCGAGCAAGAAGCUCUACGUCGCAUCAAAGAAAAGAACGACGUACCACAGUCGUCGAUGGAGGUUGAACCUUCUGAUGCACACAAGCAAGAAACAAACAUCUCCAACCACAAGCUUCACCACGACGCCAAUUAUCGCACAUGGCGCCAGGAGCGCUGCGAAAGAUGGAUUCGCGGCGACACUGCUGACGGUUGGACCUCCCCGGCCGAUCAGGAUGAGCACGAGGAGGAGCCAAGUACAACCCCGCUGUUGCUAGACCAAGUUGCGAGUUCCAGGCAUUCGACCAUGUCUUCUCCUAGCUCGGAAGGGCAGCAUCAGCUGUCCGCAGUGUCGUCCGUGUCUUCCUCCUCCGUUUCGUCGUUUCGGACAUCGCCUCCGCCUGUGCAUCGCGUGGUCCAACUGCAACUGGACGACCACGUCGAAGAACUGACGGUGCUCGGCGAAUCAGACCAGAUUUUCAAGUGCGAUAACUGCGGCAAAAUCUACAAGCAGCGCAACAGCCUGCACAAGCACAUGUGGGAGCACAACGAGCACUGGCACUCGACAAGCCAGCAUUUCAACAUGAAGAAGCACCAGCAGGUUCUUGCCAUGCAGGCCGCGAUGCAGCUUGUUUCGAUUGCAUCGAACGACUCCGAGUGCGAGUGGACGACGCGCUUUCCCAAUGUCCGGUUUUGAUCGCGCGUUCGCUUCAGUGGGGUUGUUGCUGUAUUUAUUCAGAGUUCUGGGCAAAGUUCCUUGGUGUCAGAAUCCAUGUCAAACAAAAUUGAACCAAGCCGUUGUUCCCAGAUAUACGCUGCUGCUGCCGCUGCUGUGUAUUUGACGUGACUACUGUAGUUCUAGUUUGAGCUCGUGAAUUGGUUUGACGGGAGUCGGUUGAGACGGCACAAAUCCGUUUGCAGUCGAGCGAGUUGAGCCAAGCUUCUCUUUCUCUUCGCACUGGGUUUUCGUUGCGUUGUGCCACUGUUUCCUUUCAUCGUUGCUAUUCCUUCCUAUCGUCAUCUGUGGUCUACAAUUGCGGGGUAUUUUUUCGUUUCACAACAUUACAUUGCGAUUUCAAGUUGAGCAA